AUAGCUAUGACCAAUUGUGCAUACCCGGAACCUUUGUGAUGGACAUCGUUUCCCAGCGGAAGAAAAUUAGUCAGGUACUCCGGGAGAAUUGGCUGUCUAUGGAAUGACUGCAACACCGAAGUGAAAACUCACAACUUUUGUCCAAAGAAAUACCCUGAUAUGGCUGGAGUGGACAUGGAUCCGGAGGUAGCACGGGGGUUGUUUGAAGAGGGAGCUACACUUGUCCUGCUUGACGUGCCUGAAGGAACGGAGUUGGGUAUCGACUACAAAAGUUGGCAGGUUGGCCCUCGCUUCCGUGGCAUAAAGAUGAUUCCUCCAGGGCUUCACUUUCUCCAUUACAGCUCCUCAAAUCCCAAGAGCAUGGGCGGUGAAAUAGGUCCCAAGAUGGGUCUCUUCCUUUCCCUGAAGCCACGGGAGCUUAUUCUGGCCCACUGGGACAGAAAGGAGGAAGAUUUGGACUUUUCUGCUUCUCAGAAUGUGGAGGAAGUGGAGCGCGUAAAAGCAGGGCUUCGGGAACUUGACCCUUUCCUGGGACCGUAUCCAUACGACACUUUGCGCAAGUGGGUGUCCCUGACGGACCGCAUCACCCAGGAGGUCGCGGAAGCGCUGCAGCCCUUGAACGGCCGCGUGUGCGCCUUUAGCGACGUGGUGCCCGAGUUGCAGUUGACCCACACUCGAGACCGCGCCGAGCAGAACCUGCCCCGCAACGACACCGCUUGUCAGAACAUGAAAGAAGGGUUGGACAGGCUGCCCCGUAUGAAACAGAGGGAGGGUACCGAACUGCGCUUCUCUCACAUACCCCAGAAAAUGUACCCUCCCGGGGCAACGCCUGCUCAGAUCACCCAGUGUAGCAUGGAUCUCAGCUACGCCCUCAACUGUCUUCUGGAGCAGCACUACCCUCAGCAGCCGCUUAGCGUACUAGGUGAGCUGCAGUUUGCUUUCGUGUGCUUCCUCCUCGGGAAUGUGUAUGACGCGUUCGAGCACUGGAAGAGUCUGCUGUCGAUUCUGUGCCGUUCCGAGGAGACCAUGCGCACGCACAAGGAGCUGUUCCUGGGUCUCAUCAGCAUGCUGUACCACCAGCUCGGAGAGAUCCCGCCGGACUUCUUUGUGGACAUUGUCUCCCAGAAUAAUUUCCUCACCACCACCCUGCAGGACUUUUUCCAGUUCGCCACUGGGCCCGGGAUGGACAGCACGCUUCGGAAGAGGGCGGAGAAGUUCAAAGUUCAUCUGACCAAGAAGUUCCGCUGGGACUUUGAGGCUGACCUUGACGACUGCGCCCCAGUGGUGGUCGAGCUCCCUGAGGGAGUCACUCUAGACUGAUGGGUGUGUGUGUGCCUGCGCCUGUGUGCUUGCCUGCGUGUGUGUGUGUGUGUGUGUGUGUGUGUAUCUAUUUGGAUACACGGAUGUGUGUUUAUGUGUACACCUCCCUUUGGGCCUUAAUCGUCACCAGUUACUCAUAGCAUUCUCUUACACACCCCUAAAAUGGGUCCCGUUCCAGGCCUGUGGAUCGGAUUCUCUCUCAUAUCAAAAACUGGAGGGGCAGAGGGAGUGUUCAAAUUAUUCCAUAAUGGAAUGUUUGAAAGUUUAUACAAAUUUAAAAGUCGAAAAAUGUGCCAUGUGUUUUUUGUUUGUUUGUUUUCUUGUCUUGGCCUUUCAUGAUCAGCAAAACCAGGGAAGGGGAUUUCUGCUAAUUGUACAGAUGUUUUUUCUUACAACUUCUCUAGUAAACUCUAGCUUUUAUUUGAUGACUUGCUUAUCUACUAAUUGAACACAAACCCAUCUUUUGCCCGUACCAUUCCCAUUACAAUCUAAAGUGAUGAUAAAGCAAUCAAUUCCCUGCCAUUCCCUGGACAUUCCUUGUAAUAAAGUUUUUUUGUUGUUUAA
Messenger RNA from Sardina pilchardus (European sardine), 1884 nucleotides. It is a transcript of the gene aar2, whose product is annotated as AAR2 splicing factor. The transcript has 4 exons. Gene Ontology annotation, biological process: spliceosomal tri-snRNP complex assembly. Bases 160 to 1320 code for a protein of 386 amino acids. Lineage: Eukaryota; Metazoa; Chordata; Actinopteri; Clupeiformes; Clupeidae. The record is from RefSeq and is a predicted model, not a curated record.